Messenger RNA from Ambispora gerdemannii, 2625 nucleotides. NCBI's taxonomy places the organism in Eukaryota, Fungi, Glomeromycota, Glomeromycetes, Archaeosporales, Ambisporaceae. The record is from the annotation of a GenBank genome assembly.
AUGACAAAUCAAGAAAAGAAACCAGAUAGUUAUACUCUUUUACAAGAGCCGGAAAAGCAUGUAGAAAUCGCUAUUGAUGAGCAGGACGACGAUAAAAGCUCCAAUGGAAGCUCCAAAGGAUCGAAUAUUUUUAAAGAUUUUGCUAAUAAACAUCUCAGAUGUAGAAAAGAGAAAUCUUCGGAUGCGGAGUUUUAUAUAGAGAAAUAUGGCAUAAAGCGAAUAUGUUUAGUUAAACCAGAUCGCGAAGUAUAUUUACUACUUGAUGGCAAUGAUGUUACUGCAUUUCUCGAAAUGCAAGGGUGGAUAAAUAAUAAUCCACAUAAAUCUCUCGAGCAAACGAUUACUGAAUUCGAACAAAUCGACAAAGCUGACGCGUUCGCCAAAAUAUUAUAUGAUCACCCAUUGCCCGAUUUCAUUCUAAAAUUUCCAAACGAAGAAGACGUAAAGAAUAUAGUAUCUAAUACAGAACGUCGCUUCAAAUUUGAAUGGCUGCUCUUGAAAGCUGGACUUGUCGUCGAGCGCGAAGAAGAUAUAUCUUCUGACAACACGUAUAUUAAAAUUUGGGCACCGUUUCAUCGCUUAUGCAAGGAGGCACAUCAUAUGAGAAUAAAGCUUCCAUUAAAUGUUAACAAAGUAACGAGUGAUUUCGAAUUGGUGGAAGAGAGACUGUCAAGUAUAAGAAGUCGCUUCUCUCGAAAGAUUGACACGAAAAAAGAAUCAGCAUUCUUCAAAAAAGAUAAACUGAGACAAUUUAAAGGUGCCGAGCUUGACAAAGAUUUUGGCGAAAUUGCUUUGAAUUUUUGGAAUGGAGCAAAACGUAAUUAUUUGACACAUCAUAUCAUAAUUACUGCUAAUCAAAUAAAAACGGAAAAUUUAACGCGAAAUGAAAGCUCGACUUUUACCAAACGGCGUAUCAGAUCUUUAGAUAUAAAAGCAUUACUAAAAGACCACGUAUACACGACAUUUUUCACACUACACGAUGGCCCUGUUGAAUCGCUGUCAACUGGUGAGCAGGAGAAUCUUCGGAGUAAGCUUUAUAGAACGUGGGUUAAACGUUAUGGAAAACAACCUUUGGAGGAAAUUAGAGAGUAUUUUGGCGAAAGGUUGGGAUUAUAUUUUGCUUGGCUAGGUUUUUAUACAACUUGGUUGACAAUUCCUGGGAUAUUAGGCUUUAUUACUGUUAUUUUCGGCUUAAUCAGACUAAUAAUAGUGAAGCAUGGCUUUUACGGUGGCGUCCAAGGAAUUUCAACGAUAUGGGACAAUGAACUUACUUUCCCUUAUGCCCUGGCGAUAUCUAUUUGGGCCACUUGCUUUCUCGAGUCUUGGAAACGAUUUAAUGCGGCUCUUGUUUAUGAUUGGGACACUUCUGAUUUUGAGCGAGAGGAACGACCAAGACCUGAAUUUAAAGGGACAGUUUUCCAAAAAUCCCCAAUUACAUCAAAACAGGAACUUACAUUUCCAUUCAAAGAACAAAUCAAAAAACUGAUCGUAUCUUCAACCAUCAUUAUCGCUUCGAUUUGCAUUGUCACUAUUACGAUCGGCGUUUUGUUGACUUUUUCAAGGGCUUGGAUAAACAUUGGACUUUUGAGCAAUGUGAUUGCAAGUUUCGUGAAUUUGGCGACUGUCUUGAUUCUAAACUUGGUUUACGAAAGACUUGCUGUGUGGCUCACUGAUUAUGAAAAUCAUAGAACUUCGACGCUCUAUGAAGAUUCCUUAACUCUGAAAAUAUAUCUAUUCGACUUUGUCAAUUUUUAUUCGGCACUGUUUUAUAUUUUAUUGUUCAAAAGAAAGUUUGUGCGCGCUGUCGUCAAUGAAUUUCACGAUGAGGAAGACGGGUGUCAAUAUCAAAGUUGCAUGGCUGAAUUGACAAUUCAAUUGGCCAUUAUUCUAAUUGGUAAACAAACCGUUGGUCAAAUACAAGAGAUUUUUAUUCCGUUGCUAAGGGGCAAAAUAAAUAGAGCUGGAUUAAAGAAAGAGUUAGUGAUGUUAGCAAAAGCUUACGAAACCACUACAAGAAAAUUAAAAACGGUACCACAAUGGAUCUGGGAUAAUAAAUUGGCGCCUGUUGAUAAUAAUAUACGGUCGGAAUAUCAAGAAUUAGGCAAGUUCAAACACUUAUUUGCUUUCGAAUUCAUACAAACAAUUAAUCUCAUUUUUUUUACAGUCGUGCAAUAUGGCUUUAUUUCACUAUUUGCGACUGCGUUUCCUUUAGCCCCGUUUUUCGCCUGGCUUAAUAAUGUAUCAGAAAUUCGCAGUGAUGCGUUCAAGUACAUUAAAGCGUUACGAAGACCAGUCGGCUUUCAAGCACAAGACCUCGGAAUGUGGGAACAAAUUUUGCAUGUCGUAUCGUUGCUGGCAGUAAUCACGAACGCAACGAUCAUCGCAUUUCAUUCAAGUUAUAUGCGUGAGCAUUUCGUAUUCUUCAUUAAAGCAUUAUUUGCCUAUGCGAUUCCUGAUGUCCCGAAAUCGGUGCGUAUUGCGAUCGAGCGAGAACGAUAUUUGACUCGUAUCGUGCUCGAAGGCGAAGAAUCGGAUGCUGAUGAGUGUGAUGAUGAAAAAGAAGAUAAUAACAAUAAAGUAACGAAUGACGAACAAAACCAAGGGUUGAAAGAAAAAGAAGUGUAA